This is a messenger RNA of Mytilinidion resinicola, 999 nucleotides long. Its product is annotated as TBC-domain-containing protein. The transcript has 3 exons. Gene Ontology annotation, cellular component: mitotic spindle pole body. Gene Ontology annotation, biological process: activation of GTPase activity; negative regulation of septation initiation signaling. Bases 1 to 999 code for a protein of 332 amino acids. The record is from RefSeq and is a predicted model, not a curated record. Gene Ontology annotation, molecular function: GTPase activator activity. Lineage: Eukaryota; Fungi; Ascomycota; Dothideomycetes; Mytilinidiales; Mytilinidiaceae.
AUGACUAAUCUGGACCUCCUUCUCCUCAAAGGGCCUCCGUCUGGCGACCUCGCAGGAGGCCUCAAUGACCUGCGCUUCACCAUUCUGACCAAGGGCAUGCCAGCAAACGGCGAUGGCAUGUCCGACUUGCGCAUAUACAUCUGGCUCAUCCUUCUGAAUGCGCCGCCUGUCCGCACCGACGUCUACCUCGACCUCGUCCGACAAGGCGCAUCACCCGCAUACACCAAGAUCCGCAACGACACGUUUCGCACACUUGCGACCGACCCUCUCUUUCGACGCCGCGUCACCGAAAACAGCCUGACGCGCGUGCUCAAUGCUGUGGCGUGGAAGUUGAACGACGCGCACGAGGCACGCGUCAACGGAUGGCAGUCCCCGCCUACGCUGUCCGACUUCGGGGGCAGCCCUGAAACCACCUUCAAUUCGCGACAGUCGUUUACAACCGGCACAAGGACAGAAGUGUCAAACUCGGAUGCGGAGCAAGUGGGCUACGUGCAGGGCAUGAACGUCCUGGCAGCGCCGUUCCUGUAUGCGGCCCGUAGCGAAGUCGAAGCAUUCGUCGCGUUCGAGAAACUUAUAACGCAGGAGUGCCCUGCUUACGUACGCGGUCCCAUGGAUGGUGUCCACAAAGGCCUCAGGCUCGUAGACACGGUUCUGGAGAUUGUAGACCCAAAAUUGUACUCGCAUCUCAUGAGCAAGGGUAUGCACGCCGAGCUGUACGCUUUUGCCUCUGUUCUCACCAUGUCCGCGUGCACGCCACCGCUACCAGAAGUUUUGCAACUCUGGGAUUUCCUCUUCGCAUACGGCCCGCAUCUCAACAUCCUCUGCAUAGUAGCGCAGCUAAUCCUGAUAAGAGACCAGAUCCUGGGCAGUCCGAGUCCAAACCAGAUUCUCCGCUCUUUCCCUCCGCUGCAAGCGGCAAAGGUCAUUCAGGUCGCGACAUCGUUUGCCGCCAAGAUUCCGCCAGAUAUCUAUGAGCAGAUCAUCAAUCACGCGAAAUGA